UACGCAACACAGCCUUUUGAAACAACAACAACAUGCCAGAAAUCCAACUCAAACACGUCGUGUCUUGCAGCACCGAGGACACCACUCACAAAGCAGACAACCUGCUGAUCUCCGACACGUACAGAAAGUGGAAAGCAGCACGAGAUGGGGAGAAGCAGAUCUCGGUCAUUCUGCAGUUCGAGAAGCAGGAGCAGGUGCACAGCAUUGAUAUUGGAAAUGAAGGGUCGGCUUUCAUUGAGGUGCUGGUGGGGAAUUCUUCAGCUGUCAGAGACCAGGACUAUGAGGUUCUCCUGGUCACGUCUUCCUUCAUGUCCCCCACGGAGAGUCGCAACGGCACCAACAUGAACCGGGUGCGUUUCUUUGCGCCUCACCAGCUGCAGAAGAGCUCGGCUCAGGAAAAGUGGGACAGAGUGAAAAUUGUGUGUAGCCAGCCAUACAGCAAGAACAUAGCGUACGGACUGGCCUUUGUUAAGUUUCAUUCGCCGCCUGACAAAAAUGAUCCCCCUCCAACAUCCUCCCCGAAACUGACAAAGUUGGGACAGUUCAAUGUGAAGGACGAGUCUCCUUCAACGAGUCCCAGCCUUCAGCCUGGAAGUCUCUUUUUCAGUCGGGACAAUGCAACAAAGUCUAGUACCCCAGUCAAAGUGUCUCCUCAGAGUGAGCGGUUGAGUUACGCUGCUGCUGCCCUGCAGGUUGGUGGCGGCUCCCAUUCGUCAGGCCAAGCGUCCUCCUCCAGCUCUGCCUCACCACAGACGCCAGCGAAGAGAAAAUUUGAGUUCAGCAAAGAGCGUCAGUCUGACUCCGGCCCGCCGCCCUCGAAGAAAACAGGGCCGGUUGGCUCACUGGAGGGUAAGGCUGCGACCCCCAAACACAAGCCGAGCCCGGCCAGCACGCCGAGCCCCGGCACCGCCAAAGCUUCCCCGGCACAAAAGUCUGCUGACAAGAAGCGGGAGAGCCAAUCCAAACCCGAGCCGAAACCCAAACAACAGAAAGCCAGCGGGACGCAGGUCCCAUUCAAACGGAUGAUGGAGGGGGUCGUGUUUGUCCUCAGCGGCUUCCAGAACCCCUUCCGAGGGGAGCUGAGGGAAAAGGCUCUGGACAUGGGAGCUAAAUAUCGACCCGACUGGACACCCGACGCCACACACCUCAUCUGUGCCUUCGCCAACACCCCCAAGUACAGCCAGGUGAAAUCAGCAGGGGGCAUCAUCGUACGGAAGGAGUGGGUAAUGGACUGCCACAAGAGGAAACAGAAGCUUCCCUGCAAACGGUAUUUGAUGGAUGGAGGAGAGUCAAGCUCGGAGAGCGAAAUGGAAGUGGACGACCAGAGUGAGGAGGAAAUGAACACAAAGAGUCCACAGAAGCUGCAGAGACAAGCAACCUCCAAAAAGACACCAGAGAAGAGAAAGGAAGAUAAAGAGUAUGCCGGCUCCACUGAUGUGGAAGAACCAGGAGGCAGUGAUGAGGAGUCUGCCGUGGACACGGAGGACGAGUUGCAGAGGGUGGAGAACGAGAGCAGACAGAAGAAAGCAGCAGCAGAGGGGAAGAAGGUGAAGCAGGAGGAUCCGUACGGGGGGUCGACAGAUGAAAACACAGACGCCGAGGCUGAAGAGGACCACCCUAUUCCUGUGCUACCAGACUUCCUGAGCGGAAAGCACUUCUUCCUCUAUGGUAAAUUCCCCAACAACGAGAGGCGCCUGCUGCUGCGGUACAUCGUUGCCUUUAACGGACUGAUUGAGGACUACAUGACGGAGACAGUGCAGUUUGUGGUGACCAGUGAAGGGUGGCACGACUCCUUUGAAGACGCGCUGGUGGAGAACGGCAAUCUGAACUUCGUCAAACCAGCAUGGAUUUAUGCAAUCAAUGAACGACAAAAGAUACUGCCCUACCAACCCUACACGGUCGUCCCCUGAACAAUGCGCUGCACGUACAGGCAGGUGUGCACGGACACACUCACACUUCAUAUCCUGACCAAUGGGGAACGCCACUGAUGCAUUUCUUUUUUCAGAUUUCCCCCGCUUCACUUUCAUAAAAGCAAUACACUUGUUCAUCAAUGCCUUCCCACUGACUGUGAACUUGCCAUUCAUGAAAUGUGUUCACGCCUUUAGGCUUUCAACACGAUGUUCUCACCUUUUGGCCAAGAUGGGAAAACGUCUUUCUUUUUUAAUGGUGUCUGUUGAGGUUAAUUCUCGGAUAAGGUUUAGAUUUAUUAUUAGCUUUUUAUUUGAAGUUUUUCAGUUCUAGCUUGGUCAGAAAGCAACGUCUUCGUCAUCGGUCGUGAACAAAGCACGCUCUCUCUGGUUCAGGACUUGUUUGAAUUCCUCGGCUCCUGUGCUGCAGUUUGCUGCUGCUCACCUCGGAUACCUCGGGCUCCAGCGUCUGGAAAUGAGUUAUCUGCCAGCGGCACUGAUAAGACUCUUGACUUGUGUAUGUGGCCAGACCAUUAUGAGACCAGCUCAAAGUCAGGUGAAAAGUGCCAUUUUAUUUAAGAAACCGGGACAACCCAAUUCUACAAAAUGAAUACUGGGGAACUGUUUGUUUUUUCUCCUUUUUAAUUGUAUUAAAUACCACGGGUUGGAAAGUGAUGAUGAUUUUCUGUGCGUUUAAAGUUUGAUACGUCUUGAGUUUGUGGUUUUUAUUCAUGUUUGUGUACUUAAUAAUAAAAGAAAUGGACCGGCUCGACAGAUGUGAGGACGUAAAACAGACGUCAGAGUUUUGCGUCUCUCGAGAUCUUCAGAACGCCUCUUAAGACGCAAGAUUUCAGGCUUACCUUCUGCUCGCUCGGCAGCUUCUUUAAGCUACUUUUUUUUUUGUUCUUUUACUACUUGAUUAUUUUGUCUAAAUAAAAGCUGUUUUAAUUAAA
Messenger RNA from Cyclopterus lumpus (lumpfish), 2860 nucleotides. It is a transcript of the gene xrcc1, whose product is annotated as X-ray repair complementing defective repair in Chinese hamster cells 1. The transcript has 18 exons. Gene Ontology annotation, molecular function: damaged DNA binding. Gene Ontology annotation, cellular component: nucleus. Lineage: Eukaryota; Metazoa; Chordata; Actinopteri; Perciformes; Cyclopteridae. The record is from RefSeq and is a predicted model, not a curated record. Bases 33 to 1910 code for a protein of 625 amino acids. Gene Ontology annotation, biological process: base-excision repair; double-strand break repair via nonhomologous end joining; single strand break repair.